Messenger RNA from Hevea brasiliensis (rubber tree), 3444 nucleotides. RefSeq names its product KH domain-containing protein HEN4. NCBI's taxonomy places the organism in Eukaryota, Viridiplantae, Streptophyta, Magnoliopsida, Malpighiales, Euphorbiaceae. Gene Ontology annotation, biological process: regulation of gene expression. The transcript is spliced from 7 exons. The record is from RefSeq and is a predicted model, not a curated record. Gene Ontology annotation, molecular function: mRNA binding. Gene Ontology annotation, cellular component: cytoplasm; nucleus. The coding region runs from base 207 to 2336 and encodes 709 amino acids.
ACCCACAUCAGCACCAAGGCACCCCGGCGCACUUUAGCACAGAAGGCUCCAGAAUCUUCCCCGUCCUCUUCUCCGUCUGUCUCUUCAGCUGCGUAACCCCACUCCCCUUCCACGCAGAGAAGACAAAGAAACACACCUUCACACGCGUCUCAAUUAUAUAUAUCUACAAAUCCACAAAUUUCCUCUGAAUUUCUUCGCCAGAGAUUAUGGGCAGUACCUUCCUUUAUCCUCCGGCGAAACGACCUAUACAGUACACUACUACUAUGCCCGACCCUACCUGUGUCAAUGGACCCUCCAGUAAGAGGUCUAAACCCCCUCCUCCUCCCCUUCCAGUCCCUCCAGGUCACGCCUCCUUUCGCCUCCUCUGCCACGCCUCCCGCAUCGGCGGUGUUAUUGGGAAGUCUGGCAAUGUAAUCAAGCAGCUUCAGCAGCUCACGGGCGCUAAGAUACGUGUUGAGGAUGCUCCUGCUGAAUCGCCUGAUCGGGUUAUUACGAUUAUUGCCCAGAAUGCGAUUGUUUCUAAAGUGUCAGUUUUUAAUGAUAACAGUGGGAUUGUUAAGGGUGAUGUUGGUGGGCAGGAGGAGCUUGAUGUGUCCAAGGCGCAGGAGGCUUUGGUUAGGGUUUUUGAGAGGAUUUUGGAGGUGGCGGCGGAGAGUGAUGGGAUGAGUGUGGCGGGUGGGGUGGUUUCGUGUAGAUUGUUGGCGGAGGCUAAACAGGUGGGGUCAGUUAUUGGGAAAGGAGGGAAGGUUGUUGAGAAGAUAAGGAAAGAUUGUGGGGUUAAAAUUAGGGUUUUGAUCGAUAAGUUGCCUGUGUGUGCUGGGUCAACGGAGGAGAUGGUCGAGAUUGAGGGAGAUGUUUUGGCUGUAAAGAAAGCACUUGUAGCAGUUUCUCGCUGUCUUCAAGAUUGUCAACCAGUUGAUAAAACAAGGAUGACCGGCAGCAAACCUGCUGAGGCAAUUCCUGAAGAACCUGUGCCUGAAGUACAUGUAGAUUUUCUUUCACAGCGUAAAUUGGUUCUACCUAACAUGCCGAGUAGCACCACAAUUUACGCUUCAAGGAUUCCUUCUUUGUCAUUGGAAUCUGACCGAGUGCCCACACUGAAUGCAAAACCAUUGCAACAGGAAGUGGUUUUUAGAAUUCUUUGUUCCAAUGAUAGGGUUGGGGGUGUUAUUGGAAAGGGAGGCACCAUUAUCAAGGCUAUCCAGAAUGAAACAGGUGCCUCUAUUACUAUUGGAUCAACUGUAGCUGAGUGUGAUGAACGGCUGAUCACUGUUACUGCACCAGAGAAUCCAGAGUCUCAUCACUCAGCAGCACAAAAGACUGUUGUUCUUGUUUUCUCAAGGUAUGUGGAGGCUGGUAUUGAGAAGGGCCUAGAUUUAAGCUAUAGUAAGGGGUGUCCUGUUACUGCAAGGCUUGUAGUGCCAUCAAACCAUGUUGGCUGUUUGUUGGGAAAAGGAGGCAUUAUAAUAUCUGAAAUGCGUAAGACAACUGGUACUGGCAUAAGAGUUUUAGGAGGAGAUCAGGUCCCUAAGUGUGUGUCAGAGAAUGAUCAAGUGGUGCAGAUUUCAGGAGAGUUUAAGAAUGUGAAGGAUGCAAUAUACCAUGUAACUGGCAGACUUCGAGAUAACCUUUUCUCCAGUUCAUUGACUAUUCCUGGAACGAGGAGCACUUCUGUAAUAACUGAGACAAGUCCCUAUGGAAGGCUGAGGGAGCCAUUGAGAGAUACAAUGAGGGAUGUAUUGAGGGAUCCAUUGCCAGAUGUAUUGAGGGAUCCAUUGAGGGAUGUGUUGAGGGAGCCGUUAAAGGAUCCAUUGAGAGAUCUGUUGAGGAAUCCAUUAAGAGAUACAUUGAGGGAUCCAUUAAGGGAUACAUUGAGGGAUCCAUUAAGGGAUGUGUUGAAGGAGCCACCGAGGGGUCCCGCCCCUGUUAAUUUGCAUUCAUCCGCUGGUGUGACUCAUACUCUAAAUCGACACGCUACCCUUUCAAGUAUGGAUCAUCAUGGACUUUCCCACGGUUUAGAUCGCCCUCCUUCACCAAGGCUAUGGGCAUCACAGACAAUAGCUGGAGUAAAUCCAAGGGCCAUAACAGAUGCUAGUAGAGGAUUGGCUUCUUUUAAAGGUGGCUUAGAACUUGGCAGUGGAAGCAAGUCUGCUUUUGUGACAAAUACAACUGUAGAGAUUGUAGUUCCUGAAAAUGUUAUUGGCUCUGUAUAUGGGGAGAAUGGUAGCAAUCUGGCUCGUUUAAGACAGGAUUUGUUCAAAGUGAACUGUGCUCAUGCAGAUUUUCAGACUCUUUCACUUCCUAGUACCAGAUUCCAGUUACCAUGUAUUGGUUAGAACUUGAAUGUAUAAACUUAAAAGUUCUCCAAGUUUUCAAUUCAACACCCAUUAAAAUUAUGGUACAAGGGAGGGAUAUCCAAAAGUAGGUGCUGAUUGAGGAAGCAUUCAUGAAUCCAAAUGAAGGUGCAAAAUCACAAAAUACAAAUUGUUUUUCUGGUUUUGCACCAUUUUUUUAGAUUCUUGAAAGAUUAUGGUAGUGAGCAAUUAUAUGGAAGAUGGAUACUGGCUUAUUGGGAUAAAUAUGGCUUGGAUGACUUUGGCAGAGAUGAGUGGAACAAAUGUGUUUUCAUGUGUUGGUAGUGGUGAUUCUCUUCAUCUUUUGUCAUGAUGACUAGAGUGGUUUCUCUACCAUAAAAGACUGCUUUCCUGACUCGCUUGUAUCAGCAAAAGAGGGAUGCUUUGAGAUUGAUGUCCUUGUUUGCAAUUACCUUUAAGAAGGUUGAUUUGUGAUUGCACCAAUUGUGAAGAAAACCUAAGAUGGGUAGGUUGUCAUCUUUUCUACUUGAUCUUUCGUAGGAGAUAAUGAUGGUCAGGUAAAGCAGAGAGAAUUUAGAUUGCUUCAACUUGAAAUUCUAAUAUAGGAUCAUUGUUGGAGAGACUGUGCAAGGGAACUAGAGAGAAUCAUAGGAUGAUGCUUGCACCAUCCAAAGAUACUGUUUUGCCAAUGACCUACAGGGAAAGGAUUUUGACAAUCUACAAUUUUGAAAUGGGGGAGAAAAACCUUGGAAAAGCAAAUUCUGAAACAGAUAUCAAUCUACUAGAAUGUGGGUGGAGUAAAAGCAAUAGAAACUGGCUUUUUUUUUUUUUCAGUUGAAGAAGCUGUCAAGCAGUUGCAGGCUAAAUACUGAGGAAGAGAUGUGUGUCUGGAAUUUAACCAAAGUAAUUGUUACAAUGGACAGUUUUCCAUUGAUACUAAUAAUGAUGUAAAUUUGGUUGAUUCUAUCUUGUAAAUAAUUUACUUUUGUAUUCAACCCUUGGUCCCUUAUACAGUUAUUUUUAUUCAAAUAGAGGACUGUAACUCCUAUCAAAAUUUCUUAAAUUAGGGGUUUAAACCCCAAACUCUUACAUAAUACGAAUUACGACCUAAUUUCUACUUGGGAUUCCA